AUGCUACAAGGAGACAGCCCUCAGGAUCUGAUCCAGGCACUCCGCUCCGUCAACAGGGGUAUCCCACCAAACUCCAUUCCCCCUGCCAUCCCUGAUGAGAUCUAUCAUGUUGAUACCCAACUCGACCCCGACACCCAAAAGGCGUUCAUUUUCUGGGACGAUAUCAUCCAAGCAUUUGAUAACGCAGUACAAGUCCGUCAUAAGACAAGAGUCGUUCCGUUCCUCAGAGGAGAAGACCAGUCGUUUCUUGAGCCUCGCAGGAUAGCCGCCUUGCCGAACAUCGUCUUGGAUGUGGUCGUAGAUGCUCCAGUGACCAAUAAUGCGAGGGUCACUUUUCCCCAGGACCGACAGGUCGAGCUUCAGCCAGUGCCACCACAGGAUGACAGCACGAUAAAGGCAGAGACUAUCUCCCAGAACUCCACACCAGCAUCCAGUACUACGUCCAGGUCCAGUGUUGAGGUUGAGCCAAACAUUACGUCGUCAUCCAGUACCCCUUCCACUGUAACUUCCACUGUCCGACGGAACCCAGUCUACGGUCUUGUAGAGGAAGCGAUAGAAAACUACACUCACAUCGAUAGACCCCUUGCGUUCCCGUCCGCUCGAGGUCCGCAAGAAGUGUUGGACGAUCGAGCACCAGCCGUCAAGGAUCUUCCAACCAAUCCUCGUUCUGACGACGACAAUAACUCCCAGCAGCGUGGACCUCAGAGCGCAACAGCCAAUGUGUCCGUGGAACUGCAAUUCGCGCGGAUAAUCAUUAGUGCUAGUGAGGGGAACAAGGACGCCCAGGUCGCGCUUGGCGACAUGUACAGGGACGGCAAGGGGGUUGCGCAAGACUAUCAGGCGGCCAUGGAUUGGUACUUCAAGGCGGCCGAGCAAGGAGGCGCAGCUGGGCAGCAGAGUGUAGGCGCCCUCUACAAUGACGGAUUCGGUGUCCCACAGAAUUACUUAAUAGCUAUGAAAUGGUACCUCAAGGCGGCCAAUCAAGGACAUGCUUCCGCUCAACACAGCGUCGGAGCUCUCUACCUCCAUGGUCGAGGUGUUCCCAAAGACUACGCAGAGGCGAAGAAAUGGUACCUCAAGGCCGCCGAACAAGGAGAUGCUGUUGCUCAAUAUAGCAUCGGAGUUCUCUACGACCGUGGCCACGGUGUUCCCAAAGACUACGCAGAGGCGAUGGAAUGGUUCCUCAAGGCCGCCCAGCAAGGACAUAUGAGAUCUCAAUUCAACAUCGGCGUCUACUACGAAAUUGGCCAAGGAGUUUCCCAAGACUACGCACAGGCGAUGGAGUGGUACCUCAAGGCCGCCAAUCAAGGACACACGGCCUCACAAUAUAACAUCGGCCUACUUUAUAAAGACGGCCAAGGCGUUCUUCAGGAUUAUACAAAGGCCGUGGAGUGGUUCUCUAAGGCUGCUGACCGAGGACAUAAAGGCGCCAAGGGAGAAUUGGAGGCCUUGAAGAACAAGGGUGUUACUGUGAACUAA
Linnemannia hyalina is the source of this 1479-nucleotide messenger RNA. Lineage: Eukaryota; Fungi; Mortierellomycota; Mortierellomycetes; Mortierellales; Mortierellaceae. The record is from the annotation of a GenBank genome assembly.